UGCCAGUGAUUUAUUUUGUUUAAUUUUUGUUGUAAGGUUUUAAGCAUUUAAAUAAAGUAAUUUCAAUGUGAUUUCUUCUUGGUUUGAACGUAUUUCAGUUACAAGAUGAUUAAGGAAUAAUAAUUUUAUAUGAAUUGCGCUUAAAAUAUUAUAUUAUAUUUGAGGUUAUAAAACAUGGUUUCAAAAACAUGGAUGAGGAACCUGUAAGCCCUGUAAAAAAGCUUCGAAGUCCACUUUUAGAUAAGUCUUUUAACAACAAGACCUCCGUAACGUGCUCAAAUGUCCCUGAAGGGCUAUUUGAAAAUAAAGUUGCCGAGAAGCACUUCAGCAAGUUUGGGAAAGUGCUCAGGAUACGGCUGAUGCCCAAGAAGCACAUGUGCAUUGUUGAGUAUGACCAACAGACAUCGGCAGAGAGAGCUGUGUUGAAUGCCGGAGCUUUUGAUGGCUUCAUGUUUGAUGUAACUCGCACCAAACCAAGAGUAAGAAGAAAGAGCAAGCGGGAUGAUGAUCCAGAGUGGCUUCCAGACCCAGAUGUGAAAGCAGAACUAUCAGCAAUGGUCGGAGCUCCAGCAUAUAGAAUUACAAGGCAGAAAUCAAUGGAUUUGGAUGUACCAAAAAGACAAUCAUUAGAGUUAAAACUUCCAGUCAAGAGGAAGACUGUUGUAGUACCCAAGAUAGUUAAACCACCAAAGUUUCAACCUACCAGUGGUAUAGAGUCUCCUGUAUUGGUAACAACAGUUCCAACAACUCUGUCAACCUCAGAAGCAGCUGUUGAGCUGCAUAAACUUCGCGCCAGGGUCUCUGUGACCCCUGACGAGAAAUGGAGGACUUUGGAUGCAAGAGACAGAGUAUUAAGAGCAUGGGGUGGAGCUGGUUCCAGGGUGAAGGUGGGUGGGGCCACUAUCGGUACUUGUCCAGAUAUGUGCCCCGAAAAAGAGCUUCUACACAGACAAUCUGAACACCAGGUGAUGACAUUAGAGACCGUCAUCGACUCGGACGGCGAGUUGGAGCCGUGGCGCGCGGUGAAGCAGUACAGUCGCAGCUCGGCCGACCAGGAGAUCCCCAUGUGCUACGAGCUGAGGCCGGCUCCUGUGCUCAUGCGCACCAGCGCCUACUUGCUGCACGAGAUCGCGGACACCACUCGACAAGUAACGUUGGCGGAUUGGUUUCAUUUUAUGUGGGAUCGGUUUCGUGGUAUCCGGAAGGACAUCACCCAGCAAGCACUUUGUUGUUCAGAGUCCAUACGUCUGGUCGAGUUCUGUGCGCGUUUCCACGCGCACUGCGCCGCGCGGCUCGCCGACCUGCAGCACACGCAGUUCGACCAGAAGCUGAACACGGACAACCUCACCAAGUGCCUCCAGACGCUCAAGCACAUGUACUCGGACGUGCGGCCCGAGCACAAGCCCAACGAGGCGGAGUUCCGCGGCUACGUCGCCCUGCUGAACCUCGGCGACGCCAACUUCUGGUGGGAGAUUAAACAACUACCACAAAACAUCCAAAAAUCUCAACCUAUUAUGUUGGCGAUUCAAAUAUACACAGCACUAGAUAGCAACAAUUAUGUGAAAUUCUUCCGUCUUGUUAAAGAAAAGGCUACGUAUGUUCAAUCGUGUAUUCUUUUGCGCUAUUUCAAUGACGUGAGGGCAAGAUCAUUAGCCAGGAUUGUAAAAGCUUAUGCACCCAGAGGUGGUUCUAAAUAUCCUGCAGAAGAACUAAUGAGGAUCCUCGCUUUUGAAUCAGUUGAAAGUAUGAAGUCCUUUAUAAAUCACUAUGGUUUGCGAUGUUCUAAAAUGGAUACAGAGCUUACCGUUAUUCUCAACAGGAACCAUUUUAUAGAAGACAGUGAUCCAUAUCCACUUGCUAGAUCUAUAAAGCUUAUAGAAUCUAAGAGACAAGGUAAUGUUGGUGAAGUGAUUUCUGGUGGUCCACUGCCAGUUGAUAAAUAUGCGGGCCAUAAUCUUUACUCCAGUUUCAAUUUUGAUGGAAGAUUAAAAGAAUCAGCUUUAAUCGCUGAAGACUUGGGUUAUAAUACGCUUAAUGACAGUAAUAAACAAGUACAAGAAUUAAAAUUAGAAUUGCAAAAAAUAUUGCAAGGAAGAAAUUUUGAAAAUGUUGAAAGAGAACCAAUUAAAAAUGUAAAGGUUGAACUUAAACAACGAAAAGAAACCAUUGCUAGAAACUCAAAUGAGACUGACAGAACACCAGUAAAGAAAAUAUUCUCAUUCCAACCAGCUACACCAGUUGCACCAGCAGAGGUUAUUAAGAAUUCUCCUGAGAAAGUAUUACAGGAGAGCUCAAAAAGUGUAUUCACGUUUUCUAAACCACAGGAUACGAAAGCAACGAACUUGACAGGCAGUUUAUUUGGUGCUAAUGUUAAACCGUUUAUUGAACCAAAAAUUAAUUCUGAUACAAAAAAUAUUUUUACUAAUGCAAGUCAAAGUAGCAACUUGUUUAAAAAUGCAUUUAAUAAUAUCGAGCCUGCGAAUGUAUUUAAAAAUGUAUCUGUUGAUAAAUCGAUAUUUAGACAACAAAACGACAGUUCGCAAGAUACAAAUACAGGAGAUACUAACAAAAACAUUUUUGCAAACACUAACGCUAAUUUGUUUUCUCAAACUGAAAGUGUUAGUAAAAAUUUAUUUUCAAAGAUAGGAAACAAUUUGUUUAACAAGACCGAUAAUGCAGAAAAAAGUACGAACAUAUUCGCAAAACCACAAGAACCACCAAUACAACCAUCAAGUAUCUUUGGAUCACAUGAGAAACCUCACGCUUUUUCAGAUCCACAAUCUAUUUUCAAAUUAGAAAAUAUUAAUAAAAAUGUGUCAAAUGGUGAAACAACAGUUCUGUCACCCAGUAGCUUGUUCAAAAGCGCAAACAAACCUCUAUUUGAUGCCAAUAAUACGAUCUUUCAAACUAAAACUAAAGCACAAUCAGUUGCUGAUAAUAUUUUUAAAUCUGUUCAGUCAAAACAUGAUGUCUAUGAAAUUGAAAGGAACGAGAAUAGCAAUAAAGUAGAACAAAAUUAUAACGAGGAAGAACAAAAACGUCAAGAAGAUGAAUUUAGAAAACGUCAAGAAUUUGAGGAAAGAAAACGCCAGGAAGAAGAAAGAAAACGACAGGAAGAAGAAAGAAAACGUCAGGAAGAUAUAAAGAGGCAAGAAUUAAAAAGAAAAGAGGAAGAACAACGAAAACAAGAAGCGCUUAGGCUUGAAGAAUUGAGAAAAAUUGAAGAAAAGCGUCAAAGAGAAGAGAAGGAGAGACAAGAAAAAUUAAGGAAAAAGUUGGAGGAGGAAAAAAGAAUGGAAUUGAAGCGACAGGCGGAGGAGCAAGAGAGGCAGUUUAGAGAAAGAAUAGACAAAGAAUCCGUAGAACUUACAGAUGAACUUAUCAAUGAGGUCAAUUAUGAAACAAUUAAUGUCCUUUUAAAUGAAGAGAUCGAACGUUUAAAAUUAUUGUUUGCAUUUGCAAAGGAAACCACUGACAAUAUUUUUUCUGAGUUGACAAAUGAAAUUUGUGAAUCUGAAAUGAAAGCUGAAAUAUUUAGAACGAGAAAACUAUCGAAAAAGUGGUUUAAUAUUUGGAGAAAUCAAUUCAUUAGAAAUUUCAAGAGACGAACUCUGUUAGAAGGCACACCAGUUUGGCUAACAGAUAAUACUCCACAAGAAGAAGCUCGAAUACUGAGACGCCCUACACAAGACGCGGCCUUGCGCCAUAUGAAUGCUAUACAUAGUGGUUAUAGGUUUGUAGGAGAACUGAAGCUAAUACCCUCUCCAAAGUCAUAUAACAUUGUUGAUUUAAUUAGAUCUUCUUUAUUAAAACGUAUGAAACAAAUUCAAUAUCCAUAUGAUAAAUGCUUCUUUUGGAAAAUUGCUAUAGUAAUACCAGGGAGAAAUAAAUGGCUUUAUAGAAAAAUUAAUAUUGAAAAAUGGAUACAAGAUGCAUUGAGUGACAAUAAACAUCAUGAAGUUAGUGACACACUUAUACAUGUAGGAAAACAGUCAUGGAACAAUUUAAUAGACUUCGCUGUUUCUGUUAGCUUGAUUAAAAGUGAAAAUUACAGUGUUGCCAAUGAAGCUUUAAAUGGUGCAAACGGUUUAUUAUUUUAUGCAACCGAAACCGAUAAUAAUCUUGAAGAAGUGAUAGAACAGACUUUAAAACAUAGAUAUCAAUAUCAAGUACUUCCUAUUGCAGUAAUUAUGGCAGAAAGGCACACACCACUAGAGCUAAAAUAUUUGAAUGAGAAGCUAUUAUUACUUAAAAACACCAAUGUUAUAAAAGAAUAUAAAAUUUUUGCUGUAGAAGUAAAAAAUGUUGGAAUAUCGAUUAACAGCUGUACAAGAAGUGCUUUGAAAUGGCUAGCAAAAAAUUCUCCAAAACCUCCAAAACUCGAAAUAGAUUAUUUAAAAUCAAUUUGUCAAAGGUACCUUGGUAAUGAAAUAUGGCAUAAAUUAAAAUUAGAGAAAGACAGCAGAACAGAUACUAUUUUUAAAAAUUUACAUAAACUGGUAGCAUGUUAUAAUACUGCUGUUGAUAAGUUAACUCGAGUAAUAACAAAUGAAGAUCUUUUUAAUUAUCCCACUUUUCCAUUAGAAUUUAAUCAAUAUUUAAAUAACAAUUCUCCAUAUCCAAAACCGUUUGAAUUUAUACCGAGCAAUGUCAAACAGUCAGAUAAUACAAAUGCUAUCCUCCAUAUUAUGCAAAAGCUUAAACUUCCAGAUCCAAAUUAUGUUUUCCUUCCCAAGAGUAUAUGUAGUAUGCAAGACCAGAUUCGUAAAUACUGCAAUCAAAUAGGUUGUUUUUCUGAUCCCGAAGAAGUUGUUUGUAAAGUUGUUGCCAUUUUACCCAAUGAACUAACAGAUACGAGUAUACCAAGUGAACAUUUUAGUCAGUACUUUCAAAACUAUGAUCUGAUAGAUUUCUUAAAUGUUAUAAUAUAUGCGAAAAUCAAUAGCUUAGAAAAUUUUGAUCACAGACUUGCUAUAUAUGAAAAGGAUGUUUUAGAUGAUUAUCGUAAUAGUCAUUGGUUGUUUGAAAUUGAAAUUUACUCAAAAGCUAAACACAAGAUUUUGGAAAAUGAAGAUGAAUUAGACUAUUAUAUAGAAGCCAAACGUCGCAAAUUAAAUUCAGAUUCUUUUGAAUAUUUAAUGCUUGAAGAUAAAGAUUUUAAAAAUGUAGAGGAUAGUAUAAUUAUGGCAGAAAAAAAUAUAUCAACAAUAGACACUUGUAUGGAUGCUGUUUCUCAUAUAGAUGAGGAAUUGAAUGAACAGAAGAAGAAAUCUGAUGAACUUGAGCAAUUACUCAGAGCAGCACUUUCUGGUGUAUAGAACUUCUAUUUAUAGUUUUUAACAUAUUUAUUUUUGCAUUAUGCAUGGUUUAAAAGAAUGUCUGAUUUUAAAACUUUUAAAAUACAAUGAAUUUUAUAAUGA
Molecule: messenger RNA, 5420 nt
Organism: Bicyclus anynana (squinting bush brown)
Lineage: Eukaryota; Metazoa; Arthropoda; Insecta; Lepidoptera; Nymphalidae
Gene: xmas
Product: protein xmas
Exons: 10
Coding region: 189-5318 (1709 amino acids)
Biological process (GO): mRNA export from nucleus
Cellular component (GO): transcription export complex 2; cytoplasm; nucleus
Molecular function (GO): RNA binding
Source: RefSeq, a predicted model, not a curated record